AUGGACGCUGUCAUGCUUCUGAGUCGGUUUGACGGGCAGUCGAGGCUGCUGGUCCGGUCGCUGCUGUCCGGAGUCUCAGGUGUUCACAGAACGCUGAGCGUCUUCCACAGACAGCAGCGGGCCAACCCCGGACUGACCCUACCCAACUUCAUAGAAACGCUGUGCCGCGACGAAAUAACCUGCCCGCAGACUGGAGCCAAGCCUCUGGCUGUUAAACCCCUGGUGUGCCUGUUUCCAGCAUUAUUCAAGCAAAACCUGCUGUCCUUCAUGUAUCUGGUCCACUCAGUUCUUCCUCAGACUGCUGUCCUCCGAGUGCUUGAAUGCCUCAGCCAGGACCCUCAUCCAAGCCCCUGGGUCACUGCUCUAGUUAGACAGCUGGAAAGAAGUCUGAGGGCCCACAAUGAGGAGCCUCUGUAUAGUCCAGUGUGCAGCCAGAGACUCAGGGAGCUGUCACAGCGCUGUGUGGGAUUUGGUGAGACCAGAGGGUGGGUCAGGUGCUUCAGUUCUCAAACAGUACAAUCUGAAUCUCAGAGCUUGUCUUGUUUAUCAGAACUGGGUGCACAAAGGAAAAGGAAGAGCAGCGUUGUCACUCUGGAUUCAGAUGGUGAAGAAACAGGACUGCAGAGUAAACGGAUAAAGAUGGACGACUGUUUUAGUGAACGUGUCGAUGCAGGGGAGCAGAGCGCAAACAAAGAGAUAUCAGGAGGAUUAGAGGGUGAUGCUGGAGUACCUGCUGAAGAACUGCAACCAGCCCUGUGUGAUGCCCUACCUGAACAUAUAAAAGUCUCUGUUCUUCAAAUAAAGGAGUUACUGGAAAGUCAAACCGAGUGGGACCAGAGCUCCAUGGAUGUGUUCAAAGUGCUGAAUGAGUGUGACCCUACUCAAGUGGAGGUGUUAUGUAAUAUGCUGAGUUUGCCUGAUUUACCGGAGCAGACUCUGCCCAAACUGUGCAGCAGUGUUUUGGCUGUCUCUCCUGACCUCAGCUACAGCACGGCAGCAACAAUCAUCAAGAGCCUCCUGCUACAGAAGGUACUUUCCUUGUCAGAACCGGCCUCCAGGUGCCUGGUCACCACAAUGACAUCAUUCUGCAGCCGCUACACCAGACCAAUGUGCCACACUCUGAUUGGACCGGUUCUAGAGGAGAAGAACAUAGGGAACUCACAGGCUGAGCUGCUGAACAGACUGAUCGAAGGCUGCCUGGAUUCCCACUACAGACUUCUGGUACUUCAAAUGACAUUCAAAAUUGCGUGGAGUGAGGCGGUGCUGUCCAUUAUCCACAGCUUGCUAGACUCCAAGCCUGACUUGAAUGAAGAAGUGUUCACACAGUUCACUGAGCAGCUCGUUAGCCAGGCUUCUCAAUUCACAAAAUCUGUGAAGUUUGCAAAAAUGAUGCUGACAGUCCUCACCAAAUACAGUAGUCAUGUGACUGCUGCACACAAACACUCCCUGUCUGGUUGCCUGAUGUUGAAUGAGACCUUCCUGAAAAAGUCGCUGCAAGCUGCUUUGAAAAGAAUCACACACACAUGAAGUUUUAUCUGAUGUUGUUUGUGUUAUUAAACUUCUAAGUUAACAUUUAUAAUAAGCUCUUGUCUACUUCUAGAAAAUAUUUGGACCUAAAAAUUAAGCACCUCAUUUCACCAAUUUGACACUGAAUGAUAUCCCUUCUCACUAGAAAAUAUUCCCCUGACUCAGGAAAAUA
This is a messenger RNA of Scomber scombrus (Atlantic mackerel), 1699 nucleotides long. RefSeq names its product FA complementation group E (gene fance). NCBI's taxonomy places the organism in Eukaryota, Metazoa, Chordata, Actinopteri, Scombriformes, Scombridae. The record is from RefSeq and is a predicted model, not a curated record. The transcript has 10 exons. Gene Ontology annotation, biological process: interstrand cross-link repair. Bases 1 to 1527 code for a protein of 508 amino acids. Gene Ontology annotation, cellular component: Fanconi anaemia nuclear complex.